Blepharisma stoltei is the source of this 307-nucleotide messenger RNA. The record is from the annotation of a GenBank genome assembly. NCBI's taxonomy places the organism in Eukaryota, Ciliophora, Heterotrichea, Heterotrichida, Blepharismidae.
AUGUGGGCAAGCAACUAUUUGCCUUAUGGAAUUAUAGGGUUUUACCCUCAACAGCCCGAUAAGGGCAGAUAAAUCCUCCGCGGAAUCAUCUGCCCUUAUCGGGCUAUUGAGGGUCAAACCCUAUACUGCGAUUAUGCUAAGAGGAGAAGCACAACAGGUAAUGAAUGAUGGAAAGGUGUGGGAUGUAAUGAAGCCUAAUUAUAAUAUGAUGGGAGACCCAGAUAAAUUGCUACUAAAGUGGAGAAAUUGGUAUGCUCAGUUUUUUGAAGGAUGUGAAGAGGCAGAAAAAGAAAAGCUUAGUUGGUAA